Pectinophora gossypiella (pink bollworm) is the source of this 6397-nucleotide messenger RNA. RefSeq names its product furin-like protease 2. Lineage: Eukaryota; Metazoa; Arthropoda; Insecta; Lepidoptera; Gelechiidae. The record is from RefSeq and is a predicted model, not a curated record. Gene Ontology annotation, biological process: protein processing. Gene Ontology annotation, cellular component: Golgi membrane; trans-Golgi network. The transcript has 12 exons. Gene Ontology annotation, molecular function: serine-type endopeptidase activity. Bases 63 to 3887 code for a protein of 1274 amino acids.
AAAAGAAACAGAUAUGUUAUGAAAGUUGUAGGUAGAUUUACGUGCAAUGCGCGGCGUGCGUGAUGUUCGCACUAAGCGUGCUUUUGUUCAUGACAGUGUUAGACUGUGUACCUUCUUUCGAUGUGUAUCAUCACCAGUUCGCGGUCCAUGUCCCGGGAGGCUCCGAGAGAGCCACAGACAUCGCUCAUCGACAUGGUUUUAUCAAUCACGGACAGAUUGGAAGUCUGAAGAACUUUUACCUACUAUCACACUCACAUGUUAGCAAAAGAUCGCCCAACGCGAGCUUAGACCACGUCAAUAGACUAAAAAAUGAUCCACAGGUAAGAUGGGUGAUGCAACAGCGGGAGCUUCGGAGGACGAAGAGGGACCACCAGUGGCGGCCGAGACAUGUCAUGCGGCAGACCAGUACGCCCUCCUUCCCUGACCCAUUGUUCAAAGAACAGUGGUAUUUGAAUGGUGGAGCAGCAGAUGGUCUAGAUAUGAAUGUAGGGUAUGCCUGGAGGAAGGGAUACACGGGAAAGGGAGUAGUCAUCACAAUAUUAGACGAUGGAAUACAACCUAAUCAUCCAGAUCUCAAGCAGAAUUACGACCCGGCCGCUUCGACGGACAUAAACGGGAACGACACGGACCCCACGCCGCAGGACAAUGGGGACAAUAAACAUGGCACCCGGUGCGCUGGAGAGGUCGCCGCGGUCGCCUACAAUCGAUAUUGCGGUGUUGGCAUCGCGUACAAUGCCAGCAUUGGAGGCGUCAGAAUGCUCGACGGCCUUGUUAACGACGCAGUGGAAGCACAAGCACUCGGAUUUAACACCCAUCACAUAGACAUCUACAGUGCGUCGUGGGGACCCGAGGAUGACGGGAAAACCGUCGACGGCCCCGGCCCCUUAGCUAGAAGGGCUUUUAUAAAUGGAGUAACUAACGGAAGGGCAGGGAAAGGUUCUAUUUUUAUAUGGGCGUCGGGUAACGGCGGAAGGCAUACGGAUUCCUGCAAUUGCGACGGGUAUGCCAAUAGUAUAUUCACUAUUUCUAUAUCGAGUGCUACUCAAGGAGGCUAUAAGCCAUGGUACUUGGAAGAGUGCUCUUCUACAUUAGCGUCUACGUAUAGUUCUGGAACUCCAGGCAGAGAUAAGAGUGUAGCUACGGUAGAUAUGGAUGUGCAAUUAAGGCCUGACCAUUUGUGUACAGUUGAUCACACUGGCACAUCAGCCUCCGCUCCUUUGGCCGCAGGUAUAUGUGCUCUUGCAUUAGAAGCUAACCCCUUACUCACAUGGAGGGAUAUGCAACACCUAAUUGUAAUGACGUCAAGGACGCAACCCUUGGAAAAAGAGGAGGGUUGGAUUGUGAACGGUGUAAAAAGGAAAGUGAGUCACAAAUUCGGGUACGGCCUAAUGGAUGCCGCUCAAAUGAUCACAUUAGCCGAACAGUGGACGAGCGCGCCACCGCAACAUAUUUGUAAGUCACAAGAAAUUAACGAAGACAAGAAUAUAGAGACUUCUUUCGGCUACACGAUAUCAGUGCAUAUGGACGUGAAUGGCUGUAGCGGAACAAUGAACGAGGUCAGGUUUUUGGAACAUGUUCAAUGUAAGAUUUCACUCAGCUUUUUCCCGCGAGGAAAUUUACGGAUACUGCUUACGUCACCGAUGGGUACGACGUCCACCCUUUUAUUUGAGAGAACACAUGACGCGACGAGUUCCAACUUUGACGACUGGCCGUUUUUAAGCGUCCAUUUUUGGGGCGAAAACGCCGAGGGUCGAUGGAACCUUCAAAUCAUAAACGCGGGUAACAAUCAUGUGACUCAACCGGGGAUUUUGAAGAAAUGGCAGUUAAUAUUUUAUGGCACUGCCACAAAUCCCAUUCAGCUACGGAGCAGCAAUAAGAGUCAUUUUAAUUCACAUAGCGUAUACCAACAAGAUAAAACGUACCAUGUGAACGAUGUUUACGACGCAUCUGAAUAUUCACAAUUCCUCAAUGAAAUCGAACUUGGUAUUUCAGAUAAGCGUAGUUACCCCAAAAAUAUUCCUUCAGCGCAGCGGAAAAAUGUUUUAGCGGAUGCCAACGACAAACAGGUUCAAAGGUUAUGCGAUCCGGAAUGUGAUUCGCAGGGUUGCUACGGGAAAGGUCCAACUCAAUGUGUCGCUUGUAAGCACUAUCGUCUCGACAAUUCUUGUGUAUCCAGAUGUCCGCCUAGGAGUUUUGUGAAUCAAGGCGGAGUGUGUUGGCCAUGUCACGAAUCCUGUGAGACGUGUGCUGGUGCCGGUCAGGAUUCUUGCCUGACUUGUGCUCCGGCUCAUCUACUUGUCAUCGACUUAGCAGUUUGCCUUCAACAAUGUCCCGACGGCUACUAUGAAGAUCCUGACGCAGAUGCAUGUUUUCCAUGCGCAGAACAUUGCGAUACAUGCACAGAAAAGGCAGAUAUGUGUUCGUCGUGCGCCCACAGUUAUGUAUUAUAUAACGGAUCGUGUCUAGCCGCCUGUCCGCCUGGCACUUACCAGAAAGAUGAUUUUGGAUGUAUGCCAUGUCAUGAAACAUGCGAAUCUUGCAACGGACCCAGCGAGAAUGCGUGCGUUUCAUGCCGAAUAGGGGAUUACGCAUUCAAAGGCCGUUGCGUAUCAAAGUGCCCUACGGGGUAUUAUGCAGACACGCAGAGAAGGGAAUGUUUACCGUGCCCCAUCGGAUGUUCCAUUUGUACGUGUGCUGUUUGCUCUGUAUGCCAAGAGAAAUGGAUCCUCACAAAAGGGGGAAAUUGUCUCCCAAAUGGAAACGACAAAUGCGACACCAGUGAAUAUUUUGAAGGAGGUCGCUGCAAAAACUGUCAUUCGACUUGCGAAAAGUGUAGCGGGUCAAACGAGUGGGACUGUUUAUCUUGUUCGAGCCCUUUGUUAUUGCAGGGUUCGAGAUGCGUCGCAGAAUGUGGACAGGGGUAUUACCAAACAGCGGGGAGGUGUUCCAAAUGUCCGCACACCUGCUCGAGUUGUGUAUCUAGAUUGAACUGUACGUCUUGUGCUGGUGCCUUAAGGUUGCAAUCUGGAACGUGUCGAGCGACUUGCGCGCCAGGAUAUUACCCGGAUGAAGGAACUUGUUCCAAGUGCUACUUGUCAUGUGAGACUUGUACUGGUCCUAGACGAGACCAGUGCGCCUCUUGUCCUCCUGAAUGGCGGUUGGCGGCGGGGGAGUGCAGGCCUGAAUGUCCGCAAAACUUCUUCCCCUGGCAGGAGAGUUGUCGGCGCUGCCAUCAUUAUUGCCAAGACUGCCAUGGAGCAGGACCGCAGAGGUGCACGUCCUGUCCACCACACUUCUCGUUAGAAGGAGGUCUAUGUGUGGAAUGCUUGAGCUCCCAAUACUAUGAGCCUCGAACAAGGACGUGUCGCCCAUGUCACGACUCCUGCAGAUCGUGUUCAGGCCCCGGCCCAACGAGUUGUGUAACUUGCGCUCAUCCACUCCGUUUAGAUAGGGUGAAUCACAAAUGCUUGCCUUGCUGUACGGAGAGUAUGGUGUCAGUUUACCAAAAUUUUAAUCAGACGACUGAUUGUUGUCAUUGUGAUAAGGACGUAGGGGGAUGCCUAAACGGUUCUUCGGCGGGCAAACGUCGCAUUGCGGAGAACAUUCGCACUCAUAUAAAACCAUCAUUUUUUGUUGACGACCACACAGAAACCAAUAUUCUGGACCGUAAUAUAUUGGUGACGGCAGCCUCCACGCUUCUUGUGAUGCUCGCUAUCGUGAUUGUUUUAAUGUUGAAGAUGAGGAAAGGAAAGCAUCGACAUCUGUAUCCGAAGACUGAGUACUCUCAACUGACUAGUGUUGAUGAAGACUUACUUCCCCUGACAUCACCGACGACUAUUCUGAAGGUGAAGGAGCAAGGUGUGAGUCAACUGGAGGAACCAACAUAGCAACCUUAUGUAUAACAAUGUAAAUCGUAAAUUACCUCUCUGUAGACAUUCUAUUAACAAGUCACUGUAGACAUGUGGUAUAUCGGCUUACUUCUCAAUCGGGGAGCGCCGUUUCGAACCUCGGUACCUGCCUUGCACCAAUGAGUUAUUAAUUUAAUUUAUCUUAAGUGCACUUUUGACUAACACAUUUGGCUCACCAUCUGAAAACUUGGUGACGUGUGGGUACUUAGUUCAUCUUGUUAUGAGUGUACCUAUGACUACCCCAAUUGGGAUAUAGUUGUAAGGUUUUUUUUUAUUUUAGGAAGAGAAAACAGAAUAAAAUAAAUAAAUAAAAUAUAUUUAUUGUUCCAAACAACUUAAAAACUAAAAGGUACAAUUAUAUGAUAAUGCUGAAUGACAUUCAGUACUUCUUAGAAUGUGGAAAUACCUACUGUUGACACAACUGGUACGAUAAAAAAUAUUUGUACUUUCUAUAGAGAGGUAAUCUAUGACAUAGGUCAGUGAUUCUCAAAGUAUACGGUCCCGACUCAAAAUUGAAUUAUCAAUAUAAUAUUCUGUGGUACAGCAGUUGAGCGAUAGGCUCAUGAUCCGGAGGUCCCGGGUUCGAAUCCCGAUGGGGACAUAUCACAGAAAUCACCUUGUGAUCCAUAGUUUAGUUAGGACAUUACAGGCUGACCACCUGAUUGUCAGAAAGUAAGAUGAUACGUGCUUCGGAAGGCACGUUAUGCCGUUGGUCCCAAUUACUACUUACUGAUGUAAGUAAGUAGUCGUUACAUGAGUCAUGUCAGGCCUUUGGUGGCUCACUCAUAACCCUGACACUAGGGUUGAUGGGGUUGGUAAUCCGUCUCACAACCCACACGAUAGAAGGAGAAGAAUGUAAUAUUUACCUCUAGAAACUUACUAAGUUACUGAUCGUAAAAGAUGCAAUGUGAGUAUGACGCGAUAGCGGAAUUAUAUUUCUUGAAAGUAUAUAAAAGUUCAAGUGAGUACAGGGGGGUUAAAAUGGCCACAUCGAAGCAAUUCAUCUAAGUAACCAAUAUUGCAAUUUGACAUUUGCGCAUAUAAAAGUAAGUGCACAAUGCAAACAAAUGUUAAAUAGCAAUAUUGCUUUCUUAGAUGAAUUGCUUCGAUGUGGCCAUUUUAACCCCCCUGAACAUGUUUUUAAAGGUUGAGAUGACUCAAGGAUAAUGUAUCUUUGGGAACCACUGAUAUAGGUAGAAUAUAUGCUGCAGACUGAUACGUAGAGGAUUGAAUAAACAAUUAAUGUUGUAAAUACUCGUAUUACUAUAUACCGAUAAAAUAACGUAUUAAUUGUAUGUGGCCAUUUCAAUUUAAUUUAUCCACGAAAUAUAUUAUGCAAGUAAUGAAAUUACUUACCGUUUUCUUCGUAUACUUUUUAGACUUUUAUUGGUGUUACAAAAAGUGUUUUGUUUAAAAAUAAUGUAUUAUUAAAAAUAAAAAUAUAUUCUUCACAAUCUCUAUUUUCAAAGAAAAAGAUUACAUAGCAUAGAAAUGAAAGAUGGCGUAAUUAAAAAAGAAAAUGAAAUGAAAUUUUAAGGAAAAUAAAACUAAUUGCUGGUUUUGACACGUAAGUAAAGAAAUAAUUAAAAUAUUUUCCUUGUCUUUUUGUAUCCAUACUCACAAAAUAUUAGUUCAAGAAAAAGUAAAUACGUCCCAAAUAAUAUUUUUAAUUACUUUUUGUUAAGUAUACUAGAUAAAUGUAUUAUCGGACCAGUGUAAAAUGGUUUUUAUGGGACCCAAACUCAUUUCGUUUGGUUGUUGCUGUCUAUUUAUGAUGGAAUUUUUUGGUGGUAAAACUUGUUUGAGCUAAAAAUAUUUUUUGUCAAAAUGAGGAGCAUAUAAACGGUAACAAAAAGCUUUUAUAUUGCCUUUGUGGUUGCAAAUUGUGGAAAAUAUGAUACCUUGUGAGUUUUAAAUCAUUGUUUCGAACGAAACAAAAUUGCGCUCCACGGUUAUUAAGUCUUAUUAUGUUAUGUUUUUUAUUUUAAAUAUUAAAACCGAAAUAACGUGUAUUGUUUACAUUUCGUACUUAUAGUUUGUGUACUUACACAAUUUUCCACUAUUACAAUGAAAGAACUUUGUAAAGUAUUUUUUUAUAUAAUUUGUUUUGGUCCUAUUAUUUUCGACUGUGAUUCUAAAAUGAUUUCUUUCCACUUGAGACAGAAAGCGUUUUUUCUUUAAUUUCACUUUUUUGGCACGUUAAGCCGUUGGUCCUGGUUACUACUUACUGAGGUUAGUAUGUAGUCGUUACAUGAGUCAUAUCACAGGCCUUUGGCGGCUCAAUAGUAACCCUGACACCAGGUUUGAUGAGCCUGGUAUUCCAAAUGUGAUUAUCCUUAUUUGUCUGAUUUUAUUAAUUAUCUAUUUGUAGGCGAACAGGUUUUUCGACCAAAAGCUAAUUUUUAACUAUAAAUGUUAUUCCACAAUGUGUUACAUGUUUCCUCAAUUAUAGAUUUUAGUGUUGACAUAUCUCGAUGUAUAUUUACUUU